AAUUUUAAAAUCUUUGACAAAACGAUCAAAAAAUGAUUAAUUUAACUGGAAAAGCGUCAAGUUCGCAAAUUAAAAAGUACAAACUAGUGUUUUUGGGAGAACAGAGCGUGGGAAAAACGUCCAUGAUAACGCGUUUCAUGUACGACAGCUUCGAUACAAACUAUCAGGCGACUAUAGGUAUAGAUUUUCUUUCAAAAACAAUUUAUUUGCACGAUAAGACUGUGAGAUUACAAUUAUGGGACACCGCCGGUCAGGAGAGGUUUAGAUCUUUAAUACCUUCGUAUAUUAGAGAUUCUCACGUAGCUGUUAUAGUAUACGACAUAACAAAUUAUAGUUCUUUUGAACAAACUACCAGAUGGAUUGAAGACGUUAGAAAUGAGAGGGGAAAUAAGGUUUUAAUAAUUUUAGUAGGAAAUAAGGUGGAUUUAGAAAGUUUAAGAAAAGUACCUUCAGAUGCAGCCGACAAACUAGCUAAAGAACUGAACCUGGUAUUUUUAGAGACCAGUGCUAAAUGUGGCUACAAUAUCAAACAGUUAUUUCGUAGAAUUUCGGAUUCCUUACCCGAUUUAGAUCCGGAAUUAGGAGAAGAAAUUCUACAAGAAGUGUCCUUGCAGAAACAGGACACACCUGUUGAGUCUGAGAAAACAUAUUGUCUUUGUUAAAAAGAAUCAUACCAAAAUAUAAUUAUUGUAUUGCUUAAUUUUAUUCAAAUAAUAAUUAUCACAAGGUCUUGC
Messenger RNA from Sitophilus oryzae (rice weevil), 734 nucleotides. Its product is annotated as ras-related protein Rab-6A-like. Bases 33 to 662 code for a protein of 209 amino acids. Gene Ontology annotation, molecular function: GTPase activity; GTP binding. The record is from RefSeq and is a predicted model, not a curated record. The transcript is spliced from 2 exons. Lineage: Eukaryota; Metazoa; Arthropoda; Insecta; Coleoptera; Curculionidae.